Molecule: messenger RNA, 1077 nt
Organism: Psammomys obesus (fat sand rat)
Lineage: Eukaryota; Metazoa; Chordata; Mammalia; Rodentia; Muridae
Product: putative vomeronasal receptor-like protein 4
Exons: 2
Coding region: 1-1077 (358 amino acids)
Biological process (GO): G protein-coupled receptor signaling pathway
Cellular component (GO): membrane
Molecular function (GO): pheromone receptor activity
Source: RefSeq, a predicted model, not a curated record
AUGACUUUGGAAAUCAAAAAAAAAGGCACAAGAAUAAAAUCAGGUAUUUACAAGCAUAUUUACAUAAUGUACUGUUCUUUUCACUAUAGAAAACAGAAAACUCAUAGGCAUGAACCAUAUCAUGCUGAUGUCCUUGUGUUUCUCAAAAGGAUUUUCUUAGUUCUGGGCAUGAAGAUGAUUUGGAGAGACCUCAUCCAGAGGAUGAUUUUCAUUUCACUCACAGGACUUGGAGUUUUAGGGAAUACCAUCUUAUUUGAGAGACAUGUAUAUACUUUCACCAUGGAUCCUGAACACAGGAAUAUAGAUAUUAUUCUCAUCCACUUGGCUUUUGUAAACACAAUCAUUAUUUAUUGCAUAGGGGUCAGAAAAAUAGCCACAGUUUUCUAUAUCAGAAACUUCCUAAAUGAUGUUGGUUGCAAAACUGUAAUUUAUCUAGAAAGGGUUGCUCGUGGCCUCUCCAUCUGCACCACCUGUCUGCUCAGUGUGGUCCAGGCUGUCACCAUCAGUCCCAGGACCAGCCUUUGGAGAAAGCUCAAACCACAGACUGCAUGGCAUGUUCUUGCAUUUCUUCUGCUCUUUUGGAUCUUUAAUUCCCUGAUAAGCUCCAACUUGCUCCACUACAUCACAGCAAGCAGUAGAAUGAACAGGUCUGAAGUUGGGAUGUAUAAUGAUUAUUGUUAUAUGCUGCCAUCCAGGCACACAGUUAAGUGGCUUUUCCUCUCUCUCAUGGCUCUUCGUGAUGUCAUUUUUCAGGGUCUCAUGGGCUGGAGCAGUGGGUCUAUGGCUCUCCGUCUGUAUAAACAUUACACACGCGUGCUCUACCUUCACAGCUCCAGGUCUGCACAUAAUUCCAGGCCAGAAAUCAGAGCUACCAAAAGUGUUCUCACUCUCAUGACCUGUUUCCUUUUCUUUUAUUGGGCAGAUUUUAUUUUCUCCUUCUACACAGGUUCCACAGUGACACAUGAUUCCAUAAUAGCAAAUACUAAAGCAUGUUUAGUACUUAGUUAUGCAGCUCUCAGCCCCUUUGUCCUGAUCAUUAGGAAUAUGCAUGUUGCUAAGCCCUGCUGUGUCCCAUGA